CUGGAGUCACUCUAAAAUAGUUCCGAUCUCUCCUUGGGUGAAGGUUCACUGCGGUGCGGUGUCUGAAAGAACAGCAGUUAGGAUUUUCACGUAUUUAGCUACAAUGUCUGGCCGUGUUCUUGUCGGCGUUAAGCGUGUCAUCGACUAUGCAGUCAAGAUUCGUGUAAAGCCAGACCACACUGGUGUAGUCACAGAUGGAGUGAAGCACUCGAUGAACCCCUUCUGUGAGAUCGCCGUGGAGGAGGCCGUCAAGCUGAAGGAAAAGAAGCUUAUUAAGGAGGUUGUAGCCGUCAGCUGUGGGCCACAGCAGUCUCAGGAGACCAUCCGUACUGCCCUGGCCAUGGGGGCUGAUCGUGGUAUUCAUGUAGAGGUUAGUGGGAAAGACUACGAUUCACUCGGACCCCUGCAGGUCUCCAAGAUCCUGGCUGCUUUGGCCAAAAAAGAAGAAGCUCAACUCAUCAUCCUUGGCAAACAGGCCAUUGAUGAUGAUUGUAAUCAGACCGGCCAGAUGACUGCAGCCUUACUGGACUGGCCUCAGGGCACCUUUGCUUCUGAGGUGUCACUGGAAGCAGAAAAGAUUAAAGUGGUCAGAGAAAUCGAUGGCGGGCUGGAAACUAUUAAAAUCAACACGCCGGCUGUGCUGACUGCAGACCUGAGACUAAACACCCCCAGAUAUGCAACCCUGCCUAAUAUUAUGAAAGCCAAGAAGAAGAAAAUUGCAAACGUGAAGCCUGCAGAUUUAGGAGUAGACCUCACUUCUCGGCUGGAGGUUCUGAGGGUUGAUGAGCCCCCGCAGAGGGAGGCAGGGGUUAAGGUGGAGACGGUGGAAGACCUCGUGGCCAAACUGAAGGAUACAGGGAAGAUAUAGAAGCCUAAUGAGCUAAACCACAGGGGUGCACAUCUCAGCAGAGGGGACUCUGAUGAAUAACAAGACUGUACUGCACAAGUACACCCAGCAGGACAGGUCUUUGUGACUGUGGCUCCUGACUGUAGUAGGAGAGGAGGAUCACCGAGACACAACGUCUUCUAGUCAAACAAACCUUUUGAUGUACAUUUUAAUUCGAAUAAGUGGUCCAUUCUUUAUCAUUUAAUUCAAAAGUAACAGAUUAUACGCAGUAAAAAAUGGUUCGGAGCUCCGCGUAGUUCAGGAUGCUGAUUGUAUAAUAAACUGUGCACUGAUUCCAUCAGAUGAUGCAUCUCACAGCUGCUUGACUCUCCUCUGUUUGAUCUUGCUGUGUAGUCACAUGUUUAGAGGGAUACAUGAGAUCUGUAAAUCUAGACCUGAACAUGUAGAAGUGAUUCUGUCCUCCGAGAUUAAAGCUAUGCUGGUAAUUUGUACAGUUAGUAUAUCUGUGUCUGGGUUUAGGACUUGUGUCUCAGGGUGUGUGAGGAGAGAUUAUCCUACAUCUGAAUUUUACCAUAAGCGCCUCAGUUCUCUGUCGAUUGUACAUAAUAUCACCAUGACAAUAAAGCAGCCAGUCUUUUUCAUGUUCA
Nothobranchius furzeri (turquoise killifish) is the source of this 1494-nucleotide messenger RNA. RefSeq names its product electron transfer flavoprotein subunit beta (gene etfb). Lineage: Eukaryota; Metazoa; Chordata; Actinopteri; Cyprinodontiformes; Nothobranchiidae. The record is from RefSeq and is a predicted model, not a curated record. Gene Ontology annotation, molecular function: electron transfer activity. Gene Ontology annotation, biological process: fatty acid beta-oxidation using acyl-CoA dehydrogenase; amino acid catabolic process. Gene Ontology annotation, cellular component: mitochondrion.